AUGUCACUUGAGGAAAGCGUUCAGCAGUGGCUUUUGUGGGACAAAGAUCCCCAAACGCGAGGGGUUAUUGAAAAACUUCAGCGAGAGGGGCGCAAAGACGAGUUACAGCGUCUUCUUGGAGCUCGAAUGGAAUUUGGGACCGCCGGCCUUCGGUCAAAGGUGGGCGCUGGGAACAGUCAGAUGAACUCCCUGACGAUCAUCCAAACGGCACAAGGAUUGAGUACAUAUCUAAGAUCCACCUUUACAGUCGAUGAGCUUGCAUCAAAAGGAGUAGUGAUUGGGUUCGAUGGUCGCUACGGCAGUAAACGAUUUGCGGAGUUGUCGGCGAACGUUUUUCUUAACGCCGGCAUCCGCACGCGACUUUUUGGCCAAGUUGUGCCUACGCCCUUUGUUCCUUUUUCCAUUCGGCUCUUUGGUUGCGUGGCCGGGGUGAUGGUCACCGCGAGCCACAACCCCAAGGAAGACAAUGGAUACAAGGUGUACUGGAGCAACGGCGCACAGAUCAUUCCACCCCAUGACAAAAAUAUUUCACGUGCCAUUAUGGACAACUUGGCUCCUUUGGAUUCCUCAUGGGAGACGGCAGCAGGCGCCACGGAUCCGUUUCAAGAGGUUUGGAGCCAGUACUUUGCCACCCUCAAAUCCGAAUACAAGCCACUCGCCGCCGACCAUCCUGUUAACUUCACCUAUACGGCACUGCAUGGUGUGGGGUGCCCGUUUACGGUGAAGGCGCUGGAGACUGUGGGGGUUCCGCAUCACUGCGUCAGUGUUGUAAAGGCACAGGCCACACCCGACCCCGAAUUUCCCACAGUCAAGUUCCCAAACCCGGAGGAGGGCGCGGGGACACUCACCCUCGCCAUGGAGACAGCAGCAGCGUCGGGGUCAAGGUACAUUUUGGCUAAUGACCCCGAUGCAGAUCGACUUGCUGUUGCUGAAAGGCAAAGCGACGGAAGUUGGCGCGUGUUCACCGGGAAUGAGGUUGGAGCUUUGCUUGGUUGGUGGACCAUUUUCCGCGCCCGUCGCUUCGGAGAGUCGCUACAAGACUGUUACUUUGUGUUCAGUAUUGUCAGCUCAAUGAUUCUCCGUUCCAUUGCCACAAAGGAGGGGAUGCGUCAUGCCGAGACACUUACAGGGUUUAAAUGGAUGGGAAGUUUGGCGGAGUCUCUCCAGCGGGAAUCUUCGGCGCGUGUUCUCUUGGCGUUCGAGGAGGCGAUUGGGUACAUGUGGGGAACCCGCGUCUUUGACAAGGACGGCGUCACAGCUGCCGCCGUCAUGGCCGACAUGGCUUCCUUCGUUGAGAAGGAGGAGAAGAAGUCUCUCUCUGAAAAGCUUCUUGAUAUAUUCAAAGAGUACGGGUUUCAUUUUACCUGCAGCUCCUAUGUCAUUGCCCGUGAUCCUGCGCGUAUUCGGGAGAUGUUCGAGGCAAUGGCAAAGAUGAAGGAUGGGGCCUACCCAGACAAGGUUGCAGGAGCCGGUGUGCUGCACAUCCGGGACUUGGCUACGGGGAUAGACACCCGGAUGCCUGACAAGCGGGCGACGCUUCCAACCUCGCCCUCAAGCCCAAUCGUGACCUUCUACUUUGACAACGGGGUCACCAUGACUAUUCGUGGCAGCGGCACGGAACCAAAGCUGAAGUGGUACGCUGAGCUCAUCACAGAGGACCCCUCGCGCAAGAAGGAAUUAAGUGUUUUUGUCGACAAGGUUGUGGAAGAACUUGUGCGGCCAGCACACUACAAUUUUGAAACCCGUUCUCGUUAG
Messenger RNA from Trypanosoma conorhini, 1755 nucleotides. Its product is annotated as putative phosphomannomutase-like protein. Gene Ontology annotation, biological process: carbohydrate metabolic process; purine ribonucleoside salvage. The transcript has a single exon. The coding region runs from base 1 to 1755 and encodes 584 amino acids. Lineage: Eukaryota; Euglenozoa; Kinetoplastea; Trypanosomatida; Trypanosomatidae. The record is from RefSeq and is a predicted model, not a curated record. Gene Ontology annotation, molecular function: magnesium ion binding; phosphopentomutase activity.